ACUCAAUCGGCCGUACCGGUUACCGGCGUGCCGCGCUAUCUUCUCUUCUAACUUCGCGCAUAUACACUCAAACGCAUACGCCCGCACGCCAAAAACAUUGUACGAGCGCGCACACACAUCGGGGUGUCUGUGGUUUGUGUUGUGAGCUACCGCCGUAUUAUCGUGUACCCGGACAAUAUCAUAGUAUAAUAUUUUUUCAUCAGCACCUCCACUAGAUUUUCGUUUUUACAAUAAAUUUAAGCCGUACGAGUUCAACGCCAAGUGUUAGUAAUAAAUUAACAGUUACCGUGUAUCAAUUACAGGAAUCCGAUUCAGUUUUGUCGAGUUAUAUUUGCUUAGAAAACCGUUUUUAACCCGCCCUGCUUGGAGAGCAAACGAAAACCGAGAGAUUCACUUAUCGCACUAUGCCGUCGGUUCUGGUUCUUCGCGAUCAGUGUCGCUGUCCGGUUUCGUUCGAUGGCCGGUAUACGAUGAGUGAACGGUUGUAGUGCGGACGAUGAGGUGGUGCGUAUCACUGGAAGCGUGAAGAAAAAUGCAACGUGAAACAACGACCGCACUACGACAGAACAAGGCAUCAGCGAAAACAUGAACACCUCCGCCGGACUGCUGAUGACCGUGUUAUUCAUCUGUUCACGUUUCAUCCGAGGUUGCUGGUGUUCAGAAGACGAAGAGCGUUUAGUUAGAGAUCUCUUCAGAGGCUACAACAAAUUAAUUAGGCCAGUUCAAAACAUAACUGACAAAGUAAAUGUACAGUUUGGCUUAGCAUUCGUACAGCUCAUCAAUGUGAACGAGAAGAGUCAAAUUAUGAAAUCCAACGUUUGGUUAAGAUUGACAUGGGUAGACUAUCAAUUACAGUGGGAUGAAGCAGACUAUGGCGGUAUACAAGUACUUAGAUUACCACCCGAUAAAGUAUGGAAGCCUGAUAUUGUGUUAUUCAACAAUGCUGAUGGUAACUAUGAGGUUCGUUAUAAAUCAAAUGUAUUAAUUCACCCUGAUGGACAAAUGCUAUGGGUGCCUCCAGCCAUUUACCAGAGCUCAUGCACUAUAGACGUUACAUACUUUCCAUUUGAUCAACAGACUUGUAUAAUGAAAUUUGGUUCUUGGACAUUUAAUGGUGAUCAAGUAUCAUUAGAGCUUUAUAACGAUAAACAUUUUGUAGAUCUAUCUGAUUAUUGGAAAUCCGGAACAUGGGAUAUUAUAGAGGUACCUGCGUAUCUUAAUGUAUACGAAGAGAAGCCGACUCAAACUGAUAUAACGUUUUACAUUGUAAUCAGGAGAAAAACUCUAUUCUACACAGUAAAUUUAAUACUGCCUACGGUCCUCAUAUCGUUCCUGUGUGUGUUGGUAUUUUAUUUGCCAGCUGAAGCAGGAGAAAAAGUUACGCUGGGCAUCAGCAUAUUACUGUCACUUGUCGUCUUCCUACUGCUUGUCUCUAAAAUACUGCCACCUACCUCAAUUGUGUUACCGCUCAUAGCCAAAUAUCUGCUCUUUACAUUUAUAAUGAAUACUGUCAGUAUAUUGGUUACUGUUAUCAUAAUUAAUUGGAAUUUUAGAGGUCCUCGAACUCAUAGAAUGCCACCUUGGAUACGAUCUGUGUUUCUUUACUAUCUACCUGCGUGUAUGUUAAUGAAGCGACCUAAAAAAACACGGCUAAGGUGGAUGAUGGAAAUGCCUGGCAUGAGUGGACCGCCACAUCCACACCACACAUCUCCCUCAGAUUUACCCGCACCUGUACCUCCAUGUUCCGCGACUCCGUCCAAACAUAAUAUGGAGGUGAUGGAGCUGGCUGAUUUGCAUCAUCCCAAUUGCAAGAUCAACCGGAAAGCAAGUGCAGAACGGCGGGAGAGUGAAAGCUCAGAUACAUUAUUAUUGUCUCCAGAAGCGUCUAAAGCUAGUGAAGCGGUAGAAUUCAUUGCAGAACAUUUAAGAAAUGAAGAUCAGUACAUACAGAUAAGAGAAGACUGGAAAUACGUUGCUAUGGUUAUUGAUCGUUUGCAACUGUACCUGUUUUUUUUUGUAACCACCGCCGGAACUCUUGGUAUACUAAUGGACGCACCUCACAUAUUCGAAACUGUCGAUCAAGACAAAAUUAUCCAGAUCUACAGUGGAAAGUAAUAUUUAAAAAUAACAUGAUUUAUAGAUGAAAAUGCUCAAGUUAGAACUAAUUUGCUUCAGUCGAGUUAAUUAUAUAUGAUAAUAUUAAUAAUAACUAAUAAAUGUUAACAAUUAUUUAAAAAAAAAAAACAAUUUUACUAUUAUAUAUUUAUACAUAUACAAAUAACUUACUGUAUUCAUUAUAUUGUUAUUAUUAAUAAGAAGUAUAAGUUAGUUAGCUAAGUGCCAAAAAAGAAAAGAAUGUUAUUUAUUAUUAUUGUGUAAUAUAAAUUUAUUGAAGUAAAAUUAUAAGAAUAAAUAAUAUUUAUUAAUAUUUUUAGAUUAGCAUAACAAGUGGAAAAAGCCUAUUUGUUAAACAAUGUCUCGAACGCCUAAAAGUAAAAAUCAUUAUUAUACUUAUACAUAGUAUAAUAACAUAACACGAAGUUAUUAGCAAUUAAUACUCACGAAAAACAUUUAUUAAUGCUCUCUCAUUAAUUUUGAACCUAAUGUACAAAAGGGUGGUUUUUGUUCAUGUGAAACUUAAACAUUUCUUUACUUAGGACUAAAAUAUAAAACUAAUUAGUAUAUACAAAAUAGUAAACUUCUGUUUUUUUAUUUUUAUUAAUUCUUAAUAUUAUUAAACAUUUAUUUUAACAUAUAAUUUUAGAUAAGAUCGUGCUUAUUUAUUUACAAUAUAUUAAGUAAUUUCACAUUUAGAACUUCUUAUAGAUAAUUAAUAAUUAGAAAAAUUAAUUUGGUAGUCACAUAAUGUUAACAUUCUAUUUUUACAAUUGUUUUCAUAAUAAUAGUCUAAACAUUUUAACUAAAUCACCCUGUGUACAUAAAAGUAAAAUAAAGUAUAAUUUUUGCUCAAAUAAAAUAUAAAUAUCUUAUAUUUUAAUAUUUUUAUUUUCAAACCAUAUUCAAAGCUUAUGUCUUUAAAAAUAUUAUAAUGUUAUGCAUUAUAAUAAAAUGAAUGUAUACAAAUGCAUUAUUACUAGAUAUUACAUUGUUGGAUUUUCUUUUAUUUAGAUAGUUAUAAUAUCUUCGCUCAAAUAUUUUUCUCUUAUCUUAAUUAUUUUUUAUGUGUGAGACGUCCGAGACAUGUUCAUUGCAAUUUAAUAAAAAAAUGUUUAUGUAUUCUAUCUAAGUAUUACUUUGAGUGUUAUACUUAUUAAUUUUUUGUUUUUAUGUUUUAAAUUAUUUGUAUACUUCUUCUACAGAUAUUUUAUUCUAAAAUAUUUUACCAACAUAUAAUACCCAUAGUAUCUUAUGCACGUGUUUUAUGUUGAUUUUAAUAUCUUAAUAUUAUUCAUUUUUUUAAAGUUAUCGAUGAUAAUUUCAUUAAUAGUACAUCAUCUGAGCGCAACAGCUACAUAUACAUAAUUUUUACAUUUGUGACUGAAGGUUACGUGCAAUUAUGGUAGUAAAAAUUGAUUAAUAAUUAAAAAGAAUACUUAUUUACUGGCUAGUCAAUGUCAAGAUUUUUUUGGAAAUUAUCUUGAAAUGUAAUUAACUUCUACCAGUCCUUAUAUUUAAACUCUUAAUCUAGUAUAUAACUUCAAGUUUUAUUUACAACACCUUUUAGAUAUAAAAAGAUCAUUAAUUAUCAAAUUUUUUACUACCCAAAUGUACUGAUCACGCAAUCUUCCUCACAAAAUAUUUCUAUAACAGUUUAAUAUGAGUUAAAAUAAGACUAAUUUUCGCGAUAUAAACCGUAUUUGCAAUUUUUUUUAGCAAAUCAAUGUUAUGUAACUAAAUAAAUUAAAUUAAACAUGAAAUAACUACUCUAAUCAUUAAUUGUUAUAAUAAUAUAGUAUGCACUAACGGCAUAUGGCUCACGUUAGUUGUGUACUAGAUUUUAGUUUAAAUUAUUGUUUUAAGAAAAAAGUUAAUUGUUUUUGUGUAGGGUGUGUCGCAAAUUUUGAUGUACGUACAAUUUUGUUACUGAAUUUUAAUAAAAUUAUACUAAUGUUACUACCCUUGGUAAGAUUUUUUUAAAGUAUUGUAUAAAAAUAAUAAGUAUAGUUAAGUCAUGGAAGAUAAACAACACACAUGUUACUAUCAUCCUUGUACACAAAUAAAUUAUAUAAGGAAUUCAGACAAUCUCAUACAAUUGUUAAAUUUUAUGCAUCUUUUUUUUUUUUUGACUAGUGUACAAUUAUCAAUUUUUUUAUAAAUCACAGGAUUUUAUGUAUAUUGCGCGAUAUUCGAAUGAACUUGCAUGUUUUUGACUAAAAGAACUUUUAUUAAUUUUUUUUAUCUUCUAAAUUACCUAUUGCAUAACGUUUUUUUCGAUUUAGCUUAGUGUAUGUCUUCAUUAAUUAUUUAAAUGUUAUAUUACUCUUAAAUGCAUCAAUACUGAAUUUGACGAAUUAUAUAAGAAUGUGAAGUUUUUGUUUUGUUUAAACUAGUUUAUUCGUUAUUUAUUUAAUAUAAUUGUUUAAAAAAGUUUAGUUUUAAAGAUAAUAUUAUUGUUCAAAAAAUAUUUUUUAAGUUAUUCGUAAAACUUCAAAACAAACAUAUAAUCUAAACAGAUAUAAUCUAAGUUAAACUUUAUCAUUUAAUA
Daktulosphaira vitifoliae (grape phylloxera) is the source of this 4666-nucleotide messenger RNA. RefSeq names its product acetylcholine receptor subunit beta-like 1 (gene nAChRbeta1). Gene Ontology annotation, molecular function: acetylcholine-gated monoatomic cation-selective channel activity; transmembrane signaling receptor activity. The coding region runs from base 586 to 2115 and encodes 509 amino acids. Gene Ontology annotation, biological process: monoatomic ion transmembrane transport; chemical synaptic transmission; nervous system process. Lineage: Eukaryota; Metazoa; Arthropoda; Insecta; Hemiptera; Phylloxeridae. Gene Ontology annotation, cellular component: neuron projection; synapse; postsynaptic membrane. The record is from RefSeq and is a predicted model, not a curated record. The transcript is spliced from 9 exons.